CUAAACUUUGCCUUUAAGACAGAUGAAUGUGAGAGAACCAAUAAAAGCGGACAGAAGGCAGGAAAACACGACUCCUGCAGGGGGGAGGGAGCCUGCAGGUCCCUGGGGGGCUGCUUCCUGGACCCCCAAUCUGUCUGCUUAAUGGCUGUCAUAAUUAACCGCGUCUCCAUGGAAACGACGCGUCACGACACGCAGAAGCCGGUAUAAAAGAAGCGACGGGACGCGGCGGAGGACACUGAAGCUGCGGAGCUGAAGCCACCGGACCCCCGCCUGCCUGCUGCCCGGGACCCACAGAGCCUGAUCCGGAUGAUCCAGCUGAGUCUCCCGCUGCCUGCACGAGACAUGAUGCACGAGGCCGGACAUCACCUCAACACCUGCAACAGAGAUCCGGAUCAACACACGCUGAUGAAACACAGAACGAGUCCGUACGAGAUCGACCUCAGUGAAGGUUCCCGUCCCAGAGUCCGUCGUGUCUUCACCAACAGUCGGGAGCGUUGGCGGCAGCAGAACCUGAAUGGUGCCUUUGCUGAGCUGCGGCGGCUCGUCCCCACCCACCCCCCUGACAGGAAGCUCAGCAAGAAUGAGGUCCUGCGGCUCGCCCUCCGGUACAUCCGCUUCCUGGAUCAGCUGCUGGCAGACCAGGACCUAAGGGUCCCCCGGGGCCGGGCGGAGAGCCUGGAGGGGGCGCUCUCUCCGAGCUCUGGCUGCGAGAGCUCAGUGGACGGAGACUUCAGCAUCGACAGCCCGACGGUGGAGCUGCUCUGUGGGGCUCAGUGGACAGGGUUUUUAGCCCCGACAGCCUGAUGGAGGAGCUCCACCGUGGAGCUCUGCAGCGCCUCCACCUGGAACCAUGACGAAGGGUCAAUGGAUGGAAGUUGGCUCCCAGAGACUGAUGCUGUUGUAAAUACAGGGGGAUCAUCAAACAUCAGUUAUUCAGAUUUGUUACCUCGUCAUAAUCUGAACUAUGACUGCAACUAACAAUAGUUUUCAUUGUUGAUUCAUCUUUAAUUACU
Molecule: messenger RNA, 1013 nt
Organism: Thunnus maccoyii (southern bluefin tuna)
Lineage: Eukaryota; Metazoa; Chordata; Actinopteri; Scombriformes; Scombridae
Product: T-cell acute lymphocytic leukemia protein 2 homolog
Exons: 3
Coding region: 307-804 (165 amino acids)
Biological process (GO): regulation of transcription by RNA polymerase II
Molecular function (GO): protein dimerization activity; DNA-binding transcription factor activity, RNA polymerase II-specific; RNA polymerase II cis-regulatory region sequence-specific DNA binding
Source: RefSeq, a predicted model, not a curated record